AUGCUUUCAAAAUCCACAGUUAACAAGAUUUUGCUAGCAAUUAUAAACAUCAUCAAAUCAAAAAUUAUUCAAGAGAUUGGAGAAAAGAAGUUUUCAGUACAGAUGGAUGGUACACAAGACACCGCAACAGUGGAACAGGAAACAAUAAUUUUGCGUUAUGUUCUUGGCCUGGAAGUCAAGGAGCGUUUGUUUUCCGUACAGAAAGUUUAUGAUGCAUCAGCAGCUGGCAUUUUUCAACUUUUGAAGACAAAUGUUGAGCAACAAGGUCUAAAGAUGGAAAACAUCAUCGGUGAAUCAUUUUACGGAGCAUCAAAUAUGCGUGGGGAAUUCGGAGGUGUACAGAAGCUGAUCAGAGACGUUUCAUCAAAUUCGGUGUACACAUGGUUCUACGCUCAUGUGCUAAACCUUGCUGCUACAGAUAUGGUAGAAAACAUAACCGGGGUGAAAAAUUUGAUCGGCUUGCUUCAAAGUACCGCAACGUUUUUUUCAGAUUCGUGCAAACGAAUGGAUGUUUGGAGCUGGAUAAUGAUUGACGAAGCAGUUGGUUCAGCAAAGCUAAAGAAAUUGCAGAAGAUUGGUGACAUUAGAUGGUGGUCUAAGCAGGCAGCAUUAGAAACAAUUUUUGGGCCGUAUAACAAUAAAUAA
Molecule: messenger RNA, 645 nt
Organism: Paramuricea clavata
Lineage: Eukaryota; Metazoa; Cnidaria; Anthozoa; Malacalcyonacea; Plexauridae
Source: the annotation of a GenBank genome assembly